This is a messenger RNA of Drosophila bipectinata, 1921 nucleotides long. RefSeq names its product Protein spindle-F (gene spn-F). The record is from RefSeq and is a predicted model, not a curated record. Lineage: Eukaryota; Metazoa; Arthropoda; Insecta; Diptera; Drosophilidae.
CAUCUAUCGAUGCAUCGGUAUUCCAAUCGACUUGUAACCACCACCAUAUCAAACGAAAUCACAAAGAAAACAUAUAUUAUAAAGUCCAAAAUUGUGAUUUUCUGAUGCAAAUUGUGCCGCGACGAAGGUGACUUGCAAUGGAGGCCACCUCUGCUAAAAACGCCCCCUCCGCCAUUACCGCAUCCGGCGAAAAAAUGAAUUAUGCACUGCAAGUUGCCCUGCAGACGAUUAAAGAGCGAUGCAUCCAGUUGCAACGCCGCGUGACCAGCAUGGAGGAGGAAAACCAAAGGCUGCGCGAGGCCUCGGCCAAAUCGGAUGGUCAGAUGCCGGGUAGUGGAUCCGGCGCUGGAGACGUCAUAUCUCUGCGCGCUCAGGUGGGUGAACUGCAGCGGCAGAAGGAGCAGCUGGAGGAGCACAUCAGCAUGGUGUCCAACGAAAACAGGCGACUUUGGUCGCGCUUAUCACAGCUCUCCAAGGAUCAGCAGUUACAGCAGGCGGCUCCCCCAUCGCCUGACUCGCGUGCCAAUCUAAACCAGAACCUGGUGCGCUCCAAGACUUUCACACAGCACUCUCCCAAUCCUCACCUGCGCCAAAAGAUGCUUUCCGAUGGAAUAAGGGAUCUCAGCCUAGAAGAGAUAGCCCUGGACGACUUUGGGGCUGGCGACUCUGAGCUGGGGUAUCCCUAUGGUCUGCCCGUGGAAGAGACCUCCGCCAGUGAAGCAGAUGCCAACGUGGAUGCCAAACGAUGCAUGGACGGGCUGCAGGAGAUGCGGCGGGAAGCGAUGAAGCAGCAGCAGGAACUUAGUUCGGCGCUGACUCUCCUAGAGAGUCGCAUUGCACUGCAACCCUGCCCGGACUGCGCCCAAAAGUCGGCCAAGAAGCCGGAAAUGGCCGACAAAAGCCUCGAGACAGACGAGAGUCUUGGCAACGAAAUAAAACACAACGGUCACAAUAUAACACCUCCGCCCGUACAGCGAAUUAACAUAAUACAGGAAAAGAUAAAGGCGGAUGCAGCCGAUGCUUUGGAGAAGACCUGUCCCAUGUGCGGCAAGAUCUAUUCCAGCCAGGUGACAUUUAACGCCUUCCGGGAACAUGUGGAGAUGCAUUUUAUCGACGAUUCCCUGGAGUUGGAAGUAGAGAACAGUGUUGAGCGGCAAUUCGAGUUCGUAUCGCAUACCGUGGGCGACUUCUGACCCAGCCGACGCAUCUACUUUGCCACCGAGCUCUGACUUUUGUCAAAAUUGUGCUGCAAUAACCUUAGUACUGCAGUUUGACUGCGUAGAACCGCGUGCUUGUUUAGCUGGACAUUGUUACGUUUCCAUUGAUUAGGCAUGUAAGCGACAAAGCGACAUACAUAUAUCAAAAUCUUCUUACAAUAUCAUACCCUUUCCAUAUACCAUGAGUGUGCAUGAAUACUUAGUUAUUAGUUACAGAAUACGAAAUACAGUUUUAAUAUAAAGUCUAAAAAAAUGUUAAGCUACUUUCUUCUGGUGCCUGAGCCGGAGAUGAUUGAAAAGUGAAACCAGCUGCUUGCCCAACAUAAUUGCGAGCCGACAACCAAUGGCAACAAAUGAUGUUACCACAGCUAGUGGCCAUUGUCCGUCCUAAUUGAAUAGGGCUCUUAUGUAAGUCACCUACAUUAUACGAAUUGUGGAACAUUCGAAAAAGAAGUUAUAGGCGAAAGAUAAUUAUGCUGUAACUGGUCAGAGGAUUUCCCAGAUUUUUGGCUAUGACGUAGUCGGAACCUGUCUAACAACUCUGACCCAACUUAGAUGAUUCAAUAGUGUAUAAAAGAAUUGGCGAAAAGAUUGUAAAAAUAUUUUGAGAUUAAUAAUUCAGAUGCAAAUUUUAAAAUACUUUCUUUUAAUGUAAUUUGAAAGCAUCACAGCAUGGACUAAGAGAAUUAGAUAAUUCGAUAUUG